Molecule: messenger RNA, 153 nt
Organism: Sphaeroforma arctica JP610
Lineage: Eukaryota; Ichthyosporea; Ichthyophonida
Exons: 2
Coding region: 1-153 (50 amino acids)
Source: RefSeq, a predicted model, not a curated record
AUGCGAUCUGUAGAGAAAGAGAAACUCGAGCGUGAUCUGGAGACACUCAAGAAGCAGGCCAAACAACAGGCAGAGCAGUACGAACGCACAUUGGAUGAGAACCAGGCCCUGCAGGAGAAAGCAGAGGGCAUCCGCUCGAAGAGGGAUGACUAA